Messenger RNA from Cavia porcellus (domestic guinea pig), 1745 nucleotides. RefSeq names its product olfactory receptor 2G3-like. Lineage: Eukaryota; Metazoa; Chordata; Mammalia; Rodentia; Caviidae. The coding region runs from base 401 to 1339 and encodes 312 amino acids. Gene Ontology annotation, cellular component: plasma membrane. The record is from RefSeq and is a predicted model, not a curated record. Gene Ontology annotation, molecular function: G protein-coupled receptor activity; olfactory receptor activity. The transcript has a single exon. Gene Ontology annotation, biological process: G protein-coupled receptor signaling pathway; detection of chemical stimulus involved in sensory perception of smell.
AAUGUAGAUGCACCACGCCCGCCCUUACUGGAUCCCCACAAGGCUGUGAACAGAGGGGAAUGAGGAGCCUGUGACUGGAGAGAGGAGGAGGAGGAGCUUCCCAACCACAUCUGCCUGUGCCUGCAGUCACUUUGCAAAGGCUGAAGCCUGAGGAGAUGCCAGUCCCCUCUAGGCUGUGUGCACAAACCACUGUGAGCAUCCUUAAUGCUCAGUCUCAGCUGCUCCGCAGCUGAAUGCACCUGUGAUUCCCAGAUGUGACUCAGUGGACUGCAGCACAAGAGGGUGGCUCCAUGCAGGUUGGCAGCACCGGAGAAGGAGGUGAGCAGCCUGGGUCCAGCAGCAGCAGCCAUUGUCUCGGCUCCCAGGUCCCUUCACUCUGGAAUCACAGGUCCCAUGUGGGAUGGGACAGGCCAGUGACAGUGCCCAACCCAACUUCAUCCUCCUGGGCUUCUCGGACCACCCUGGCCUGGAGCCAGUGCUCUUUGUGCUGGUCCUCCUCUGCUACCUGCUGACCCUGGCAGGGAAUGGCACCAUCACUGUAGUCUCCCAACUGCACAUCCCCAUAUACUUCUUUUUCAGCAACCUGUCCUUCCUGGACCUCUGCUUCACCAGCAGCCUUGCCCCUCAGACCCUGAUUCACUUGCGGGGCCCAGAGAAGACCAUCACAUAUGGGGGCUGUGUGGUGCAGCUCUAUAUUUCCCUGGUGCUGGGCUCCACUGAGUGCGUCCUCCUGGCUGUGAUGGCCCUAGAUCGCUAUGUCACUGUCUGCAGACCCCUCCACUAUGCCGUUAUCAUGAGCCCCCAGCUCUGCCACCAGCUGGCCAUGGCCUCCUGGCUUAGUGGUGUGGCCGACUCCCUGGUCCAUGCCAUCUACACCUUGCAGCUGCCUCUUUGUGGUAACCACAGGCUGGAUCACCUCAUUUGCGAGGUCCCUUCGCUCCUCAAGCUGGCUUGUGUGGACACCACGGUCAACGAGCUGGUGCUUUUUGUGGUUAGCAUCCUGUUCCUCAUUCUUGCCCCUGCACUCAUCCUUGUAUCCUAUGGCUUCAUCGCUCAAGCUCUGCUGAAGAUCAGAUCCUCAGAGGCACGGCACAAGGCCUGCAGCACCUGCUCCUCGCACCUGAUGGUGGUGGUCAUUUUCUAUGGCACCAUCAUCUACAUGUACCUGCAGCCCCGGGACAGCUACGCCCAGGACCAGGGCAAGGUCAUCUCCCUCUUCUACACCAUGGUGACGCCUGCCUUGAACCCCAUCAUCUACACGCCGAGGAACAAGGACGUGAAAGGGGCUCUGAGGAAACUUCUCCUGGGGAUUCUGUGUCCCCAACGCAUACGCUGCUAGAGGAGCUGAUGUUAAGCCCUGGGCUCAAUCAGCUGCAUCCGCCAAACCAGCUGCUCCAAACUCAACCCCAAUGGCUUUGCCACCCACUUAUUUGUCUUUGUGAUGGCCUUGCUCUCUGUCUUGUACAACUAAGCAAAUAGUGCCUGGUCCAUGUCACUGGAAGCUUGGGCAGGGAGAAGCAGUGUGUAUGCGUGUGUGUGUGCAUGUGUGUGUUUGCAUGUGUGUGUGCAUGUUUGUGUUGUGACCCUUGCUAUGUGUCCAUGGUUCACUUCUGACACAGGUUCUCAUAUUCUCAAUUUUGCCAACUCUGCUCUAGUAAAUGAGGUUUUCAUUUUUUAAAAUUUCAGCGAAUUGUUUGGUUUCCAGAAAUAAAGUUUGUAUUUACGUCUAGUGUCCCCCAUUAAAG